CCAGCCUCGCAGGAUCUUUCCCUCCGGAUGACUGGGAGUGACGCAGGGCAGACGGAAAAAACUGGGGCUUGAGGGGAAGGACGGCGGUGAUGCAGGAAGGACAGUAGCUUUAUUUAUUUCACAGGUUAAAGCCCGAUGCACGAGCUGCCUGCCAGCACGGAGGACACGAGAGUCACCUGCAUGCAGGCAUCCCUGUAAAGAGAUAAUAGCUAAUAACCAUCAACUCAUCGUUGGGGCGGAUCAGUUUGGAUACACUCCCAGUGGCCUAGUCAUUCAUUUUUUCUCACUGAUCACCAAGUUGUAAGCCGCAUCCAGUGGGAGGAUUUUUGGACCCCUACUCCGUCGUGUCGGUAAACCUCCAUCAUGAACUACCUGCGUCGACGACUCUCGGACAGCAAUUUCAUGUCCAAUCUCCCCAAUGGCUACAUGACUGACCUCCAACGCCCCGACCCACCGCAGCAAAGCCCCGCAGUGUCACCCGGGCCGUCGGAGAGGCGCCAGUCCACCAGCCAGCAGCAGUCUGGAGGUGGUGGUGGAGGAGGAGGUGUAGGAAUAGGAGUAGUGGGAGGAGGAGGCGGAGGUGGUGGAGGCUCCGGCUUCUUCUCGUCCAUAUCCAAUGCUGUCAAACAGACCACGGCUGCUGCGGCUGCGACCUUAUCCGAGGCGGCGGACCGGGCCGGAGUCUCCAGCAAUGCCAAGAUCCUCCUGGUGAUCGAUGACCAGCAGACCGACUGGGUGAAGGUCUUCAGAGGAAGGAAGGUCCAUGGUGAAUUUGACAUCAAGGUAGAACAGGCAGAGUUCUCUGAAAUCAACCUGGUGGCUAAUUCCACAGGCACUUACAACGUGGACAUUGAUGCGAUUAGGAAUGGACAUAAGGUUACAAAGUCCCUUAAGCCAGACUUUGUGCUGAUUAGACAGCAUGCGUUCAGCAUGGACAAGAACGGAGACCACCGGAACAUGGUGAUCGGAUUGCAGUAUGCUGGACUGCCAAGUGUCAACUCUUUGCACUCUGUCUACAAUUUCUGUGACAAACCAUGGGUGUUUGCUCAGAUGUCUAGACUUCACAAGCAACUGGGCCCGGAGGAGUUCCCACUAAUUGAGCAGGUUUACUAUCCAAACCACAAGGAAAUGAUUACUUCUCCUCGAUUCCCCGUGGUGGUAAAGAUGGGUCAUGCUCACUCAGGAAUGGGGAAGGUGAAAGUGGACAACCAAUAUGAUUUCCAAGAUAUCGCUAGUGUGGUGGCACUGACCAAGACUUAUGCCACCUCUGAGCCCUUUAUUGACGCAAAGUAUGACGUCCGCAUCCAGAAGAUCGGCAACAAUUACAAGGCUUACAUGAGAACAUCUAUUUCCGGCAACUGGAAAACUAACACUGGCUCAUCUAUGCUUGAGCAGGUGGCCAUGUCAGACAAGUACAGAAUGUGGGUAGAUUCUUGUGCAGACAUUUUCGGAGGGUUGGAUAUCUGUGCCGUGGAGGCUCUGCAUGGUAAAGACGGCAGGGACUACAUCAUAGAGGUUGACGACUGCUCAAUGCCACUGAUCGGGGACCAGCAGGAUGAGGAUCGUGUUCAGAUUGCAGAACUUGUGGUUUCUAAGAUGAACCAGUCGGUUCCACGCACUUCCAGCCCUUCCACAGCCCGCGCCACAGCAGCCCAGCCAGCACAGAAAGCAGUGUCUCCUCAGCCCAUCUCACAGCCCAGAGUACCACAGGCUCAACAGCGUCCCUCGCCUCAGGGUGGUCCCCAGCAAAGCCCCCCAUCUCAGCAGCGCCCACAACCUCAGGGCCAACCUCCUGCGCAGGCUCAGCAGCCUGGUGCCAGCCCCGCUGCUGGUGACCCCAGUACCCAGGCUAAGGCAACCCAAGGACCUGCGGCUCAACCACGGCCACCGGGUCCAGGUGCUUCUCAAGGCCAGAGACCUACUUCCGGGCAAGGCACUCCUCCACGUAGCCAGGGAGGCUCCCCUCAAGCUCAGAGGCAACAGUCUGUAACGCAGCAGCAGAAAGCGUCAGCAGCAGGCCCCGGCCAGAAACCUCCGGGUGGACAACCGCAGCAGCAGAGGCCCACUCAGCCCCCUAGGCAGCAGUCACAGGGGGGGGCGCAGCAACAGAGAGCUCCUGGCCAGCAGGGCCGUCCCGGAGCGGCCACCACCCAGCAGCCGCGACCCGCCGCUCAAGGCCAGGGGGGCCCGGGAGGACGACCCCCUCUGCAGCAGAAGCCGCAGCCCCCACAGAAGCCCAGUCAAGAUAGCCUGAGUGGCUCCCCACAACUAAACAAGUCCCAGUCUCUUACCAAUACCUUCAACAUUCCAGAAACCCCAGCGCCGCGAGCCAGCCUUAGCCAGGACGAGGUGAAGGCUGAAACCAUACGCAAUCUACGCAAAUCUUUUGCCAGUCUCUUCUCAGACUGAGACGGCAUAAGUCCCCUCUUCCCUCCUCCUCCUCCUCCUCCUCCUCCUCCUCCUACUGACAGAAAACAAGGACAGGCAAAGUGAAGGAAAGAUCCCUUCUACCCCCCCUCCCCAACACACACCAACGAACAAGGACCAACAGGACACCAUCUCCAAUUCACGUACAUUGAGCCUGAUGUGAAAAUGUACGCACUUGACACCCACUGCCUAAACAGUUAAAACGAACGAAAAGUAGAAUGAUGUUAGGCACAGAUGUCUGAAACAUUCCUUUGCCUUGCCUCAAGCUUAAGCAAGUCAUCCACACAAACUGUCGAAAGCCUGUAUAUGCAUGAACACACUUACACACAAAUAAGCAGCUGAACAACACAACACUGCUCCCACUUGUUUGUUGGUGCCGUAACGUCAUUGUGGUCUUUAUGUUUCAAUAAAUUAAGGCGCUGUACAAAAGUUAUGUGGAUCGAGAGGACUGCAGAAUCUUAGAUUUUCACCCUGCCUAGUGUUAUUGCACCCUGUUAGCUCAUGUUGUAUAUUUUUAAAAUGUGCUACGUGACAGCUACUCUCCGUGCUUGAAUGAAGAGAUAAAUAAUAAAUCAUCUGUUUGCCACAGCAGGGAACAAUGAACAGCAACAAGCAGGCGUGACGCCGCAAAAGACAAAAAGUCUCUUUUUCUGAGCUCCAUGUCACAAAUACAACAACUUUUACAAAAUACAAAUUCUCAAGCGGAAAUAUGGGUUAAGAUACAGUAAAAGACCACUCCCCCUUCAGCAGAAAUAACCCCUCCCUCCUUGUAGUUUUUGUACAGUGCCCACUUUUCACUACAGCUGCACACAUAGGAUGUCCCGUGUUAGCAAACUCUAGAUCAGUUCGAGCCGUUGACUGCUCAUAGUGAUGUCUUAGCUGCAUGUCAAUAGGAGGCAAUGGUUGCAUUUUCCAACCCCUGACUUUGGCGCUUGUAACUGUGUUGUCACAUGUAGUUGAAUUAGUUAGUAACGUAGCCUAGUUGGUGUCGUGAGUAUGUCGUGGCCCCUCACUCUUCCUCCCAUCCUUUGUCGCACAAGAACGAAAGCCCAAAGGCUCUCCACCUUAAAAGCAUGCCUUACACAGACAAGAGCGUCAAAUCAAAUGGAGCUGUCUCAGGGAUGUCCAGUUGAUUGUGACACUUGUGUGUGGGUGAGGGUCUUCCAUUGCAGUCUUAUCGUGGUUGUUUACAAAAGAGCGAAGGAAAAGCAUGCAUUUUGAUGAGGUGGGAUGUUUUAUUGUUUCAAACGCAUUUGCACACAGAGUAUACUGCAAAAUUAUACUUGAAUAACAAUGACAUGGACUGAUGUACGAAGUCUACAUUUUCAGGUUUUAUUCAUCUGCCACUCGACAAAGCGACAAGUCUCUGUUCCCUCCUCGGGGGGGGGGCGGCUGUGUCUGUGGCAGGUGGUGUACAGUAAGACACAGCACAGGCAGGGUUGGCUGUUCAGGUACAGUUAGCGAAAAGUGACAGUUUCAUUUCAUUGUCGCUUGACUUCAAAGCAACGUGACGAGAAAACCCCGUGACUGUAAAGGCAGCCGUUAGAGUUUAGCGGAUGUACAGUAAUAUUUUCGGAUUUAGCGGUAGGUGGGAUUUGGGAUUUUGCACUUCAACAUGGAGCCUGUGUCGUGCAGCGCAGCAGAGCUUCUGCCUCCGUGUGUGCUUCUCGGUUUUCAACGGGUUCAUUUACUGCGAGAAGAGGCCAUGCUCCAAAGCAUACUCAGCCAAGGAAUGUAUCAUAAUGAGGUUCAUCUAUACAAUAAAGAAAGGAAAACAUUGUAAAGAAUGAAAAUAAAAAUGGGAAUGUCAACGGUAAGAUGCUCCUCUGCAGUAGAUUUAACACUUACUGCCACCUUUUCUUUGCACUGAUGAAGCGUUCUUUGGUCACUAGUCCAAGUUAAACAGUCAUUUUUUUCCAGGCACUAAAUACGUCUUCCAGAUGGAGUGUAUACAAUUGUUGGUACAGUAUGGCAAUAUCAUGCUUUUUAGAGAAGACCCAAUAGCCAAAAGUCUGACGAAGUCCUGGCCUCUCCCUCCCCCCUGCAGACUCUCUAUGCUGCCUGUGUUUAUCGGUCUAUUUGUGUAGCCACAGUGACCCCUUGUGCUCAAUGGUGCAUUAACGUGUGAAUGUUGUUCUGUAACUGGUCAAACCAAAUAGAUGUGCUGUACAGAGCUCUGAGUGAUGCAGAUUGUCGCCUCUUUCCCCCCUGCUGCUAUUUGUGCUUGUUGAUAACGCGUGUGUCUCUAUUUAUUUAUUUUUUUAGCUUCCUUGAAUUAUUUUGUACUCGAAUCAUCUUCUUCUGUGAGGCACCACUAUCUGGGCCUUUAUGCAUUCGCGAGCUGUAUUUUUAAACUUUACAGCACUCAGUAUGUAAUAUUCCGACUUAGCCCGCUGUCAGGAUAAUCAGUGAGAGCAGUAAUUGUUACGCUGAGUGUGUAAUUUAUGAAAAUGAGCUAUCACAUUAAGCAUGGAUGGUUAACUUUGAAAAAUAUCAUUUUGUCAGUGGCCUCUGGGCCGUGCUGAGACACACCAUUCGCCACGGCGCCUCCUGCAACAGGCGGGAAGAGCCGCGGCAGCAACGCAUAGAAGUAGUUUUGUAUUUAUGUUUUUAUUUUUAAUAUUCACAGAGCUUUCUUUCUUUUAAACGUUUACAUUCUUCAUGGUGGCUAUAUUUGACUGUGAAUGUACCUCGUUUCCUCCCAUGCAGCUAGUUCUGUUGUUUCCUCAAUGCACUGUAUAAUCAUUGUGAAAAGAUGAAAUCGUUGCAGAUUCGAGUGAUACCGAUAGUCGGUCGAUGCCUGCCAGAUUUAAAAAAAGUACGUCAUAAGUGUAAAAUCAAAAAGCUGAGGUUUUUGCUAAUCAAAAAAUAAGUUACCGCAUAAUGUAAAUCAUGGUGGAAUAUUGAAUUAAAUGUAAAAAAAAUAUAUAUAGAUGUUAUAUGCAAUGUAGUUAUAUUAUGUGAAAUUGAGUAUGUUAUUAAAACAUGCACAUGUCUAAUAAAGUCAAUGACCAUCA
Molecule: messenger RNA, 5444 nt
Organism: Mugil cephalus (flathead mullet)
Lineage: Eukaryota; Metazoa; Chordata; Actinopteri; Mugiliformes; Mugilidae
Gene: syn1
Product: synapsin I
Exons: 14
Coding region: 364-2409 (681 amino acids)
Biological process (GO): neurotransmitter secretion
Cellular component (GO): synaptic vesicle membrane; synaptic vesicle
Molecular function (GO): ATP binding
Source: RefSeq, a predicted model, not a curated record